AUGAUGUCUCAAGAUAUGGAUUGGUCGCCACCCUUCUGCCUUGCCUGUGAUAGGCAGACUGGGGGCAAUGCCUACUGCGGAGAGGACUGUCGUCUGGCCGAGUACGGGGGAGCCAACACAGGCUCAGAGGCCAGCUCGCCUCCCUCCCAUCAGGCUUCGAUCUCAUGGCCUUCAAAACCAAGCAACAACUUCUACGGCCCAUCAGGCUACGACGUCACCAAGAGGCCGUCGACCUCGUCGUCUCACCCAAGACCUCAAACUCAGCCCAUCUACACCAGGCCAGUCUUGACCCCCUCGUCGUCCCAAUCUUCUCUCUUCUCGGCGCAGAGCUCCUCGUCGACCUCCUCCGAGCAAGUCCAACUCUCUGACAAAGCCCGUCGCGAACUUCGCGGCUACGCCAGCUCAUUCGAUCAAUCCCGCAAUCACCGCAGGCAGUCCGCAUCAUAA
Molecule: messenger RNA, 447 nt
Organism: Pseudogymnoascus destructans
Lineage: Eukaryota; Fungi; Ascomycota; Leotiomycetes; Thelebolales; Thelebolaceae
Exons: 1
Coding region: 1-447 (148 amino acids)
Source: RefSeq, a predicted model, not a curated record